Molecule: messenger RNA, 333 nt
Organism: Leishmania mexicana MHOM/GT/2001/U1103
Lineage: Eukaryota; Euglenozoa; Kinetoplastea; Trypanosomatida; Trypanosomatidae
Exons: 1
Coding region: 1-333 (110 amino acids)
Source: RefSeq, a predicted model, not a curated record
AUGCUUCACGUUGUCCUCUUCAAGACCGACGCAAAGAAGUUUGCGAAGGAGUUCCCUGGAAGCUCGCUCGAGGAAGCCAUCGAAUCACUGCACCAGGCCAAAAUCCCCGGCCUUGUCGAUUUUAGCAUACGUCCCAAGAAUAGCAACCCCUGGCCAGGCUACCAGGAUCACUCGCAAGGCUACACACACGCAUUGAUAUCGAGUCAUGCGAGCGCGAGCGCGCUGCGCACCUACGCUGAGCAUCCAGCGCACAAGGCGCUGCAGGUGCGCCUCCUCAAGUGUGUCACGGCGCCGCCUCUCCGUAUGGAGCUCGAUAUUCACCCCAACCUGUGA